This is a messenger RNA of Cantharellus anzutake, 1554 nucleotides long. RefSeq lists its product as uncharacterized. NCBI's taxonomy places the organism in Eukaryota, Fungi, Basidiomycota, Agaricomycetes, Cantharellales, Hydnaceae. Gene Ontology annotation, biological process: phosphatidylcholine biosynthetic process. The record is from RefSeq and is a predicted model, not a curated record. Bases 1 to 1554 code for a protein of 517 amino acids. The transcript is spliced from 10 exons.
AUGCCUCCCUUAACCAAUGGAGAUGAUGAAAAUGGGAGCUCUUUCCCUAGGACGCCCUCUUCAAGCUCCCUUGUGAAUUUGACAUCAUAUUUCAACAAGGCAUUCGACAAGGACACCGAUGAUUGGCCAGGACUUACCCUGCUAGAUACAGUCGAAACCUUCUUUGACGCUCGAAUAGAUCUGUUUGAGAGGAAUCUGAAGAAGCAGAAGGAUCGUUUUCAGCUAAGAGCCAAAGCUUUAGCUAAGCAGAAGAUACGGCCAAAUACUGAGGAGUUGGAUAAGGAACUCCAAAAGUUUAAGACCAAAGUAUCGAAGCGGCUUGCGGAUUUGUCGGAAGCAUGGCACUCGACAAAAGUGGUCAGAACCAGAGACAAAUUGUCAUUUUUCUUCGGAGUGAUGAAUGUUAUGGGCACUUCCCUUCUCUUUGGUCUUGCACCAGAAUGGCUACACGUGGUGUACACUAUUCAAGCAGUAAUCUGUAUCCCAUUCAGAUUUUACCAGUACCGUAAAAAGGCAGGGCUGGGGAUACUUCUUGGCAGAUCUCUGCUACUUUGCGAAUCUUCUCUGCCUGCUGUACCUUUGGGUCUUUCCCAGCAGCGUGGAACUCUUCAUGGCCUCCUAUUGUCUCACCCAUGGUUGUUUUCGGACCUCCUCAGGUCUCACCACCAAAUCACUCACUUGCCCUUUUCAGGUUCACUGGCCACUGCCGUUAUAACAUGGCGUAAUUCUCUCGUGUUCCACGAUUACGAUAAGAUGGUGUCCAUGUUCAUCCAUAUCUACCCUCCUCUCGUGUUUUCCACCAUACGGCACUUCGAGCGUGGUCGGAUACCGGACUCGCGGUUUCCCGCAGUCCAUAAGCUGAAUCGCAUGCAGCCUGUGCGGGCUCUCGUUUUUAGUAGUGUAUUCUACAUACUUUGGCAAGGUCUUUACUGGAAGUUCCUACUGGUUGAUCGAAAGGAGAAGAUUGCAUCUGGACAACGAACUACCUCGUUGACUUGGCUGCUAAAUGACAAGCAUGGCCCAAUUGGUAGGAUGUUGCGUGGCGUUCGACCAGAGUUCCGGGAAGGAGCGCAAUUUGUCUACUCUAUCAUCACCGAAUUGCCAGCAAUCUUUAUUCUUUAUGACAGUGCCACUUGGAGCGGUGUUUUCCUCAUGUUCAUAUUCGCCGUGAGUGUGUGGAAUGGCGGGGGUUUCUAUAUCGAGGUUUUUGGCCGCAAGUUCGAACGCGAGUUGGAAGCACUCCGCAAGGAGAUUGCCCAAAGCUCUCAGAUACAACCAAAUCUCUCUAUGCCGUCGCCUUCUACCCCCGCGUCUUCGCUGCCAGGUUCGCCCCAAGUGGUAGUUUCUGAAAACCAUGAAGACUUCCGCGACGAAGAGGAUGGUUCGUUGGACUUUGUUCAAGCAAACGUUCACACAGUCAUCACCAAUAAUGUCAACACCUCUCUGGUGAAGCCACGGGUUUUUGUUGUUGCGAGUGAUUCCACAGCCCCGGCCCUUCGUGACUUGAAUUUACAGGACUCUUCGAUGAAUGAAGAAAGCAGAAAGGACAAGUAG